Molecule: messenger RNA, 1119 nt
Organism: Anopheles coustani
Lineage: Eukaryota; Metazoa; Arthropoda; Insecta; Diptera; Culicidae
Gene: Chchd3
Exons: 3
Coding region: 68-682 (204 amino acids)
Biological process (GO): inner mitochondrial membrane organization
Cellular component (GO): MICOS complex
Source: RefSeq, a predicted model, not a curated record
UUGUACCAGCAAUUCGCUAAACCAGGCUAGAAAGCAAGAAACACUCGAGUUCCCUUUUGACCACAGGAUGGGGGCUGCUUCUAGCAACCCGCGGACGGUUCUCGUUAAUAACGACUCACCCGCAGGAUUGAUUGAUAUAUCCGACGAUGUAGUGCAACGGUUGACCAGCGGCCAACCCCCGAAGGCUCAAGGUAGGCAAAGUCGUUCGGAGCAGCCGGCACAGCCGCAGCGGGGAAACACUCCCGAUGGCAGAGCACCCACAACUGGCGGGCCCAGCUCUUACCCAAAUCCACCGGUUUCACCGGCGGUGGUAUACCAGGGCGAGUUGCCGCUCACCUCGAUGCAGGUGCUCCAGGAAAAGGAACGAGAGCUCCGUGAGAACGAUGUAUACUGGACGCAACGGCUGAAGACGGUGGAGGCUAACCUGGCCGCGACUAAUCAAGUGAUGGAGAAGGAGUACAAUGAAGCGAUUGCUGACGUGAAGAAGCGCUUCGCUACCUCCGGCGUCCAACAGCAGUUGCCACCGUGCCAGGACCUAAAGGCAAAAGUGAUUGAGUGCUACCGAAAGAAUCCGAACGAGACCCUUCGCUGCGCCGCAGAAGUACAACAAUUCACAGACUGCGUUAAUCUGCAUCGCAUUCAGUUGCUCCAGCAGCGCAGUGCUGGCGAAAAACAGAAGUAGUUCACGGAACCAAGUGCAUAGCAAUAGAUCGCGGAGCAACAGGAUCAUUAUUUGUGCCGGUGCUACGAGAGAGAGAAAGGGAGAAAAGUGGAUCGAAAACACCGCUGUAGUGUCUGUAUCGAAGGAUGUAUCUUCGUCAAUGCUUAUUAAAUGCCAGACAGUAAAACAUUCGCAGAUAUGUGCCGAUUUUUUCCAUUUUCAGCUUUCUACUCGUUGAUUCAAUAAGAUCACGUUUGGAAGAACGGUGCAUUACCCUUGAUUGUGCAUUGAAUUUGCGCAGCAUCAGUAUAACAUGAAACCUUUUCCGUAUGAAUGCUGCUAUUGAUCUUUCACCAGCUUUCCCAACUCUCUCUCGGUGCGAAACAUGGAACAAACUAACAAAACGCUCCAUUGAUUCCGAAAUACUUAUUCGUUUGUAAAUAUAAAACCAAACUCAA